Juglans microcarpa x Juglans regia is the source of this 872-nucleotide messenger RNA. Its product is annotated as auxin-responsive protein SAUR15-like. Gene Ontology annotation, biological process: response to auxin. The transcript has a single exon. Bases 108 to 485 code for a protein of 125 amino acids. Lineage: Eukaryota; Viridiplantae; Streptophyta; Magnoliopsida; Fagales; Juglandaceae. The record is from RefSeq and is a predicted model, not a curated record.
UACUUCCCCUUUAGCUCUCUGUUUGACCUCAAAAUCUUCAUCAUCCUCUUGCUAGACCACCCUCUCCCUUCUCCCCUCUUUGAAGUACUGUAGGAUAAGGGGAAAAAAUGCUGGGGAAGAAAAUGGUAUCUUUCAAGAAGCUAACCAAGAAGGUAAAGGCUAUGGGUGGAGUUGAUCAGGAGCCAUCACAUCAUGAAUGCUUGCUCCAGGAAUUUGAGGAAGGUUCCCCUUCUUCCACAACGCCAACAGGCUUCUUCGCUGUGUAUGUAGGUGACGAGCGCCAAAGGUUCGUGGUUCCAACCAGCUUUCUCUCGCACCCCCUUUUCAAGAUGCUGUUGGAGAAGUCAUGCAACGAGUUUGGGUUCGAGCAAAGCACUGGUUUGGUGGUUCCAUGCAGUGUCUCUACUUUUCAAGAGGUUUUAAACGCUGUAGAAUGCAGUAACGGGAAGUUUGACUUCGGGAAACUAGUUGAGGAAUUUGUUUAGAUUGUAGAAGAUAGAUAGCAUAUAUAUAGAACCAGUACGUACUUUUAUACCAAUGCAAGUGCAUGGGCCUUAUAAUGAUCUCUAAUAGGUGCUUACCAUUCAGUGGUUGUAGAUAUUUGACAUGUAUUAUAGAAAUACAAGUCAGUUCUUCAAAAUGGCUGAGGUAAUUUUGAUCAUAUGUGUUAUGAACAUAAUUCCAAUUUCUCGAACGAAAUGGAAGGGUUACACGUUGAUUCCCUCCCCCCUUUUACAGAUAGUAGAUUUCCACGGUUAUACUCAUCCAUAUAAUCCACACGGUAAAAUAAAAGAAUAGACCUUAAAAGAGCUGGGAUUGUUUUGCUGGGUAUAUUAAUACUUGCAGCUGGACUACCUGUCCUCUGCAAUCUA